AUGGAAGGAAACAUGAUGAAUUUGGCCUUCGUACCAGGGUUAAUCCCUGCUUCUAACAGAUGUGAUAUAGCUGCAGGAAUUGGUGAAGUUUGUGAAGUGCCGGUCACUCAUGACACACCAGGAUAUUCUGAUGCAGAACUGAUGUCAAAUAAUCUACAGCAAAGAAUUCCUGUCAACAUCCAGCACUCCAGUGGUUCAUCAAUAAGAAUUGUGCUUCUGGGUAAAAGUGGUGUUGGGAAAAGUGCAGCUGGAAACACAAUACUGGGAGAGAAAGAAUUUAAAUCUGACCUGAGUAUGGAUUCAGUAACAACUGAAUGUACAGAUGCUCGUGCCACUGUUUCAGACAGAUCUGUGUCUGUAGUUGAUACUCCUGGAUUCUUUGACACAGAGAUGGACCCUGAAAAGUUAAUAACAGAGAUAGCGAGAAGUGUUUAUUUAUCCAGUCCUGGACCUCACGCUUUUCUCAUUGUGUUUCCUGUGAAUAAUAGAUUCACUGAACAGGAGCAGCAGAUUCCUCAGAUGAUUGAGAUGUUGUUUGGUCAGGAGGUGUUAAAAUACUCCAUCAUUCUCUUCACUCAUGGAGAUCUGCUGAAAGGAAAGUCAGUAGUUAACCUUAUUGAGAGCAACAGUAGAUUAAACCGUCUAGUAGGUCAAUGUGGAGGCAGAUAUCACAUCUUCAACAAUGAAGAUGAGAAUAACAGAGAGCAGGUGAAUGAUCUGCUGCAGAAGAUUGACAAAAUGAUAGAGCAGAAUGGAGGAGGACUCUACAGUAAUCAGAUGUUUGAAGAUGCUCUGAGAUUCAGACAAGAGGAAGAAGAGCAGAGACAGAGAGAGGAGGAGGAGAGACAGAGAGAGGAAGAGGAGAGAAGACAAGAGAAGGAGAAACAAAGACAAGAGGAGCUUGAGAGAGUGAGAAAGGAGACCGAGGAGAGAGUCAGAGCAGAGAUAACCAAGAGAGAACGUAGGAGGAAAGUGAGAAAACCGCAACGACUAAAACCAGAGAAGAUUGAGAAGAAGAAUAAAGAAGCAAGCAAUGGAUUUCUGCUGUUUUUAUCUAAGUAUAAGUGUCAUUUUUGUAUGGCAGCCAUUGCAGCUGGUUUUGUAGUUGGUGGUUCAGUAGGAGGAGCUGUAGUUUAUGGAGCUGUUGGUGGAGCUGUUUUUGGUGGAGCU
Molecule: messenger RNA, 1170 nt
Organism: Sinocyclocheilus anshuiensis
Lineage: Eukaryota; Metazoa; Chordata; Actinopteri; Cypriniformes; Cyprinidae
Product: GTPase IMAP family member 7-like
Exons: 2
Molecular function (GO): GTP binding
Source: RefSeq, a predicted model, not a curated record